AUGAAGACCAGUUGGCACAGUUCAGGGGUGGUAGGAGGUGCCUUGUGGAGCUGGGCUUCCAGCAGUGCUGACUUGGCUCCUCUUCCCUCACCCAGCAAGCGGGACGUGGUGGCUGCCAACUUCUCCCUCCAUGAGGCCCACUGCUUGCGCUUCCUGACCAUCUGCCCCAAGUGUGAGGAGCCGGUGGUGCUGAAGGACAUGGCGGAACACCUCGCUACAGCCCAUGAACAGGUCAGAUGCAAGCGCUGCCACCAGGCAAUGCAGCGAUACUUACUGGAGCACCACGAGGCUGAAGACUGCCCCGAGCGCCUGGCCCAGUGCCACUUCUGCGAGCUGGAGGUGCCCUUCCGCCAGCUGCAGAGCCACCUCAAGGCCUGCGGCAGCCGGACCACCCCGUGCUGGGACUGCGGCAAGUACAUCAUGUACAAAGCCCUGGAGGACCACAGCCGCACCUGCCGGGAAAACAAGGUGCUCACUGGCCCCGGGCCCAAGGCCAAUCUGUGCCAGAACUGUAACAGCUGGUUCCCCGACGAGAAGUACCUCCAGCACCUGAACGAGUGCAGCCCCCUCUCGCAGCUCCUGGGGGCCCUCAGCACCCGAUCAUCCACCUCCCCUCCUUCCCCCUCGAGCCCCCUGACCCCAGCCACUCCGCCCCCCACCCCGAGCCCUGCAGCCGAGAAGGACGUCCGGCCCAAGGUGAAGGAUAAGGAGCUGUCCUCCCUGGGGAGACCCUCGAUGAAGCCCUCUCGGCCCAAGAAGUCCUCCAGCCGGCCAGCCUUCACCUCCACCCUACCACAAGCCCUGGGGGACGAGGAAGAGGCCGCCACAGCCUAUGACCAGCUGGCCACCUGUUCCCAGUGCAACAUCCUCCUGCCCAGGCCCACCCUGCAGAAGCACGAGAAAAAGUGUCGACGGGGAGCUUCUUUGCAGGCCCUGCGACGGAGCCCCCGGAUCCUGAGGAAAGGAGAGGAGUCGAAGUAGAGAGACAUCCCUCUUGCAGGAAGAUCCCAGGGCAGCGGCAAUGACAUCUCCCACCACUGGGCGUUGGGCCAGCUCAGAUUUUUUUGCCUCCCUGCAGGAUCAGGUUCAAAGUAAAGCGCUUUGCAACGCACAAGCCCCGCUCUGCCUUAUUGAGAAUAAAAGAGCUACGAUUCGCACCCGUGA
This is a messenger RNA of Lacerta agilis (Sand lizard), 1164 nucleotides long. RefSeq names its product XIAP associated factor 1 (gene XAF1). The transcript is spliced from 7 exons. Gene Ontology annotation, molecular function: zinc ion binding. Lineage: Eukaryota; Metazoa; Chordata; Lepidosauria; Squamata; Lacertidae. Gene Ontology annotation, biological process: apoptotic process. The record is from RefSeq and is a predicted model, not a curated record. Bases 1 to 981 code for a protein of 326 amino acids.